UCGCCUCCGGCCGGCCGUUGGCGCGCGCCGCCAUUUUGGGCGAUUGAAUGACCCGCGCCCUCCGCUCGCGCCAUGUCCGCCUCUGCCGCCCCCGCCACGCCGCCCGCCGCGGGCGCCCCGUCCCCCGCGGCGACGCCCCUCUCGCCCGCGCGGCUGUCGCGGCUGCAGGAGAAGGAGGAGCUGCGGCGGCUGAACGACCGGCUGGCCCUCUACAUCGAGCGGGUGCGCGCCCUGGAGCUGGAGAACGACCGGCUGCUGCUCCGCGUCUCCGAGAAGGAGGAGGUGGUCACGCGCGAGGUGACCGGCCUGAAGGCGCUCUACGAGGCCGAGCUGGGCGACACCCGGCGGGCGCUGGACGAGACGGCGCGGGAGCGGGCCAGGCUGCAGAUCGAGGCCGGGAAGCUGCGCGCCGAGUUCGAGGAGCUGCGGCGGAGCUACAAAAAGAAGGACGGGGAGUGGUCCACGUCCCAAGGUCGCAUCAGAGAGCUGGAGGUGCUCUUCCAUCGGAGCGAAGCAGAGCUCACGGCCACUCUGAGCGAGAAGCAGAGCUUGGAGGCUGAGGUGGCUGACGCCCGGGCCCAGCUGGCAAAGUCGGAGGACGCCCACGCCGUGGCCAAGAAGCAGCUGGAGAAGGAGACCCUCCUGCGGGUGGACCUGGAGAACCGCUGCCAGAGCCUGCAAGAGGAGCUGGACUUCAGGAAGAGCAUCUUCGAAGAGGAAGUGAGAGAGACCCAGAAGUGGCAUGAGCGCCACCUGGUGGAGGUGGACAGCAGCUGCCACAAGGAGUACAAGUCCAAAAUUGCCCAAGCCCUGGAAGACCUGCGCAGGCAGCACGACCACCAGGUGCAGCUCUACAAGCUGGAAUUGGAGCAGACCUACCAGGCCAAGCUGGAGAACGCCAAGCUCUGCUCGGACCAGAACGAACGGGCAGCCAGCGCCGCUAGGGAGGAGCUGAACGAGGCCCGCCUGCGGAUCGAGGCUCUCAGCUACCAGCUGUCUGGACUGCAGAAGCAGGUGAGUACAGCAGAAGAGCGGAUGCGGGACCUGGAGGAGCUGAUGGCUGGAGAGCAGGAGAAGUUGCGGAAGAUGCUGGAUACCAAAGAGCGGGAGAUGGCGGACCUGCGGGAGCAGAUGCAGCAGCAGCUGAUGGAGUACCAGGAGCUGCUGGAUGUCAAGCUGGCUCUGGACAUGGAGAUCAGCGCUUACCGGAAGCUUCUGGAAGGGGAAGAGGAGAGGCUCAAGCUGUCCCCCAGCCCUCCGUCCCGCAUCACCGUCUCCCGGGCCACCUCCUCCAGCGCCGUGGGCGCUCGCUCCUUGCGGGGGAAGCGGAAGCGGGCGGAGGUCGAGGAGCUGUUGGGACGCACGCCCAGUGGGGUUGCAAGCAGGAGGGGCAGCGGCGGCAGCGGCCUCCGGGUCAGCCAGCAGGCCUCGGCCAAGGGCAGCGUCAGCAUCGAGGAGGUGGACCCCGAAGGGAAGUUUGUUCAGCUGAAGAACCAUUCUGACAAGGACCAGUCGCUCGGAAACUGGAGGCUGAAGAGGAAGGUUGGGGAGGGAGAGGAGAUUGCGUACAAGUUUACUCCAAAGUACAUCCUCCGGGCCGGGCAGACGGUGACGAUCUGGGCCACGGAGGCUGGGGUGGCACACAGCCCCCCCUCAGUGCUGGUCUGGAAGAACCAGGGCAGCUGGGGCACCGGGGACCACAUCCAAACGUGCCUGGUGAAUGCCGAGGGAGAGGAAGUGGCUGUGCGCAGUCUGACCCAGAGGACGACGGCCGGGCUGCAGGAGAACGGGGAGGAGGAGGAGGAGGAGGAGGAGGCAGCUGAGUUUGGGGAGGAAGAUCUCUUCCACCAGCAGGGGGACCCCAGGACCACCUCCAGGGGAUGCGCCCUCAUGUGAGAGGAAGGAAACCACCAUCUUUUACCUGCCCCGUCCCCCUUUUUUUUCUUCCACCUGCGUUUAUGGGAAAUUAUUUUUCUAAGUCUUCUAUGGUUUAUUUUUACUUUGAGCCGAACUGAGUUUUAAAAAGCAGGAAGCGGAUUGGUCCGAACUGGGCCAGUUGCUUCUUGUGCCCCUGCGGCCGCUUUUUUAGCCCCCAGCCGCGGUAGGGGCAGGGGGGGGAGCGCCUCACCCUGAGCCUCCUCUUGGAUGGGCAGCCAAGGACCGACCGGUUGGGCUCUGAAGCCCCCCCCGAGCCCCUGGUGGAGACGGGACACGCCCGGCCUGCGCUCUCUGCCAUUCGGGAUAGGGAGGAGGCCCAGCAUAAAAACCGCUGACCUGCCAGCUGCUGGCCUCGCCCGCCUGGCCUGCCUCAGGUGCCGUUUACUGGGAGGUCAUAGAAAAAAUACCUUUGAAAUUGGGUCUUGCCCACCUUUUAUGUGGGGCAGUGGGCUCUAAAUUAGUGCUCUGAGUGCCCGACGCCAUUUCAGUCUGGAUGCCUCACCCUUCAGGCGAACAAGCCCCUAAUGUUAGCUCUCAUGGCCCAAACACGGAACCCUAAAAAUUAUGUGAUCUUUGUGUUCAGCUCUGAUCUCCCUCUUCAGACACUAGGCUUCAAACACACUGCCUCGGUUCUUCAUUUUAUUUAUUUUUAAAAAAAUCAACAAAAUUUUAAUGGAAAAAAAAA
This is a messenger RNA of Crotalus tigris (Tiger rattlesnake), 2623 nucleotides long. It is a transcript of the gene LMNB2, whose product is annotated as lamin B2. NCBI's taxonomy places the organism in Eukaryota, Metazoa, Chordata, Lepidosauria, Squamata, Viperidae. The record is from RefSeq and is a predicted model, not a curated record. The coding region runs from base 73 to 1896 and encodes 607 amino acids. The transcript has 12 exons.